AUGAUUUCCAGCAUUGGACUAUUGGCUGGGUACAGUUCUAAACGUUUCGCCUGCAUUGUCAGUGAGAGGCGUGAUCUUAAGCACAGAGUUACAACUUAUCAAAGGGACAAUUCCACAUCUCUUUCUCUCAAUUCUACUUCAUCUGGCCCAUCCACUUAUUCAUACAGUUAUGUGCUCUCGUUUCCUGUAAUGUUGCCUAAGAGUGUGCCGCUGCAAGUGGGUUUAGGGAAGCGCAAUCAUCUCGAUCACCAGUACCAGAUACCAUUUGCAGGGCUCCUGACCUAUGUUCUGCCCCUACCUUUUUUUCUACCCGCCUGA
Messenger RNA from Protopolystoma xenopodis, 318 nucleotides. Lineage: Eukaryota; Metazoa; Platyhelminthes; Monogenea; Polystomatidea; Polystomatidae. The record is from the annotation of a GenBank genome assembly.